GUUUCCAACUGAGACUCUUCUCUGCCUAGGGCCAAGCCCACAGUGAAAGCUCAUUGGUCCGAGAUGCUUCAACUUCCUACACAAACAAACUUCUGCUGUAUUGCUAAAGUGAAAGAAGCAGCUUGUUGUCAUGGUGUAUUCUAAAGUCUGGAUUCAGGACAGAGGGACAGUAUUUUAGUUGCUGAUCUGUGAUGCUGACGUUGUGCUGCAUGAAGAAGUUUUCAUUUAUAAAUGUUGGACUUGUGCCCAGACUGCUAUGGUAGGAUCUGGAAGAAAACACAAUAAGGAGAAGAACGUCAGAUCAAUUUUGCAGGAACAUAUGUGGGGGGAAAAAGGCUUUAACAAAAGACACUUUUCAAACAGUGAAAGAACUAGACAAUGGACAAUAGUUAUGAAUCUUUAAAAAGCUAUCCUGAGUCAACCCCUAUUAUCCAUGCAGAUACUGUGGAUAUUCUAUACUAGUAAAGUGGGGUUUCCCUUUCUGUACAUUCUACUGUUCAGACUGCAAAUAUGCUCCUGUUUUAAAUAAGGCCAAGGGAAUCCUGAAGGAUCCAAAUGCAAGAGUGACCCAACCUCUGCAGAGUCAAAAGAAUGCUUUAUCUGUCGAGAAGGAGACGAGAUGGGUCGUGACGCUCUGCUGCACUUCUGUGACUGCAAAAACUUGAUUGCUCACCAGAAGUGUGUGUUAACCUGGAUACAAAAGGGUUCUGAUAAUCGAGAUAGAGCAAGAUGCAAAGUGUGUACAGCUGAGUACCAGCUACAGAAAGGAUCAGUGUGGAGAAUCCUGUUUUGUCACUGGCAGAAUUGGCUCUUCUUCUGCUUGGUCCUGGCAAUAAUGACUAUCAUUCCCCUUGCUGUCUAUCGAAUGAUGGUAGCUUUUAAGGACCCUCCACCCAGUCCUGUAUUCCACGCAGCAGCUGUGUGCUUUGGAGUUCUCGCAGAGACUCUUCUGAUCAAAUACGUAUUGUAUUACUGCAGCAGCAAAUACAACAAGGCCAAGAUGUCUUCAUUUUCCAUCAGAGCGAGAACUGUAGAACAGUAUGAUCAAGGCGUUGGUCUUCUGUGGCCAGCCGGUCAGAACCCACCAACAGCUGUGAUGAGCAGAGCAGAGAUGGGGAAACAGGAGGCAGUCAAAGCCAAAGAAGGUUUCAGCCUGAAGCUGUGUGUAUGACUGGAGCAGAGCAAGGCCAGGACCCAAGGAAACCCCAGCAGCAAGGGAAAAAACAGAUUGACUCUCAGUGACUCAUUUAGCUCCUGGAUUGGACAGAUCUCUCCCCUGCUGGCAGUUUGGCUGAGCAUCAAUGGGACAGAUACCAGGAUGAAUAGCUUAAAAUAAUUAGGGGGCCAAUCUGCAAAACUGCUCUCAUCCAAUUCUUUACUUUGUGAUGAAAGACACAAAACAAAUUACAUUUAGAUUAUUAAAUAUUAAGUCACUGGAUUUACCUCCAUUUGGUCCAAAGCAGGAAAUCGGAUAAAAUUCAAUUUUAUAUCAUUGUGUUGAUGGCCUGGUUUUCAUCAAAUGAGUGAGUGUUUUUUUGGCAGGUCAGACUCUUUGACACAUGAGGAAAAUAGGUGCUUAAUUUAAAUGAGAAUUAAUGCAAUCAUAAUUAACUCAAAUGUGAACAAAAUUAAACACAGGCAAGAGUUUAGUUUAAUGUUUAGCAGUUUAAACUAUAUGUUUUAGGACACGUCCUGCUUCAGUUGAAGACAAUGGCAGUGUUGCCACUGAAUUCAAUGGAAACUGGAGUAGGCCUUAUAAGUAGACAGGUAGGAUUCCCUGUACUUUAUAUAUAAUGCACAAAAACAGAAGCAACAAGCUCAUUUAGUAUCAGUAAAGAUCAGUUAAAAUUAUAGAAACAUCCUUUGGAGCAAAUCUUCUGCCUUGUAUUUGCAUAUUUAUGAACUAGAGAUUAUGACAGGCCAUUACAUUUAUUAGAGCAGCGCUGCUAUAGUUAAUAGUCUGUCAGCAUUUCCAUUAUAAACUCCGUUUUUCAGUGUUUUAAUAUCUCAAUCAUUUGAAAACACAUCAGGAAGCAACGUAGCCCUUGUGUUGUCAGGCCAGGUGCAUUUUUAAAAAAAAUGUAAAUAAAAAUAUAUUUAAAUGAGCUCAGCCGUUUCUGAUUGGGCAAAUGGCAUAAAAUCACAAAGCCUUGGUGGAUAGUAUUAUUUAUUUUUUUAGGGAGAUUUUGACAAUCGCUUCUUCUUUUUCUUCUCCUUAUCUCAUCACCUGAGAUUGAGUCAUCAUGCAAGCAUCUGUCAUCUUCUUCUGUC
Dermochelys coriacea (leatherback sea turtle) is the source of this 2271-nucleotide messenger RNA. RefSeq lists its product as uncharacterized. Gene Ontology annotation, molecular function: zinc ion binding. The record is from RefSeq and is a predicted model, not a curated record. Lineage: Eukaryota; Metazoa; Chordata; Testudines; Dermochelyidae. The transcript is spliced from 6 exons. Bases 620 to 1171 code for a protein of 183 amino acids.